Calidris pugnax (ruff) is the source of this 1094-nucleotide messenger RNA. RefSeq names its product coiled-coil domain containing 167 (gene CCDC167). Bases 105 to 395 code for a protein of 96 amino acids. The transcript has 4 exons. The record is from RefSeq and is a predicted model, not a curated record. NCBI's taxonomy places the organism in Eukaryota, Metazoa, Chordata, Aves, Charadriiformes, Scolopacidae.
CAACCCCUCACCAAGAUGGCGGCGGCCGCGCGGACGUGGCCGCACUCGGACCGUGGCGCGGAGCGGCCGACUGCGCAUGCGCGGCUGCCGACGGGCCGGGGACCAUGGGCAGGAGGCGAGAGGGGCUGAGCGUGGCUCGGGAGAUUGAUGGACUGGAGGAGAAGCUGGCACGUUGCAGACAGAGCAUGGAGGAGAUGGAUCUUAAACUGCGCAGGGAGAAGCUCAGCCCUGAAGGAAGAAAGUCACUGGAGAGAGAGAGAAACUUACUAAUGACCAAAGCUGACAACUAUGAGAAAGAACUGAGUGCGCUUCGUAAAGAAAAUCGCAAGAAUGCUGCCCUCGCUGUGGCCAUGGGGUUACUGAUUGCUCUUAUUUACGCCUGCUGGACAAUGUGAUUGCACUCAAGCAUUCUCCCUGCUGACCAAAGGACCCUCCUGCAAGGAGCUCUUCCUCGUCUCACCACUCUGCCUCCCCCAAGGGUGAGGAUCAGCAUUUCAAAUAGCUGUUCCUGUUUAUCCUCUCCAAGCCUCGUUGUAGGGAAGCUUUUUCUCUGAGAACUGAGGGGGACAGGAGACAACCCAGAAAUCACAGCACGCUUGCAGCUGGAAUCAGGUCAAGCAGAGCUCAAGGUGGUGCUGUCUUACCCAAAACGCAGUCAAGACCAUCCAGCCUGAAGUAGGAAGGUGAUACCUUCUCCCUUUUGAAGAGGACCUCUGUGGUUGCAGACGAGUGCUCUCUGCUCAGCCUGGUCAGAAUACAUCCCACCUUCUUGGUUCCUGUGACUCAGCCAUAAGCUGAAGGGACACCAAGUUUUAAAGACUCCACCUGUCACCAGAGCUGACUAAACAGAUGUUUUCUCCUCCAAACUAAAUUACAGGACCAAAGGAAUCCUACACCCUCCACCAAACAGGUUAUCUCUUUUUCUCCAACUUGAGAUCUGGGGGCUUGAGCUUUGAGAAAGUCUCCAGUGCGUCAGAGCUUGGUAGACAUUGUGUGCCUCUGAAAAUCAACACUUGCAGAAGAGAAUUUACUGUUAACUCCCAGGGAUGAAUGUGCCCCUGCAGGGCUUUAAAUAAAAUAAUUUGACCUUGUAA